AUGUCGUCCAACCUCAGCAAACAGGAGACGCCAGCUGCGGCCCAAGCAGUCGCUGAAGCAGAUCAGCACACUCUGCGCAAAACCUCAUAUCGACUCUACACCACACCUUUCAGCAAGAUCUUGCAACACCGAUAUACGGGUUCGGGCACAAAGCAAGACCCCUACCUGGUCGAAUGGCUUCCUCAAGACCCAGAGAAUCCGCUGACGUGGUCGCCGUUCUACAAGUGGCUACAGACUGUGCAGGUGGCCCUUGCCACGCUCUCCGUGGCGCUUGCUUCUAGUGCCUAUUCAGGAGCUGUCGAUUCGAUCGCCGCCCAAUUCCAUCCUCCUAAGGAGGUCAUCAUCAUUCUCGGAGUCUCGUUGUUCGUUCUCGGUUUCGCAUUCGGCCCGCUGGUUUGGGCACCGUUCUCCGAAGUCGUCGGCAGACGCAACCUGUUCCUCUUCACUUCGGCCGCCUUCACCCUCUGGCAGGCCGUGUCGGUGGCCUCGCCAAACAUGGCUUCGCUGCUCGUUUUUCGAUUCCUUGCUGGAUUCUUUGGUUCUAGUCCAUUGGUCAACACUGGCGGUACACUUGCCGACAUGUUUGCGGCCAAACAACGUGGAUUGGCCAUGGCCAUCUUUGCCAGCGCGCCCUUCCUCGGUCCUGCACUUGGCCCCAUCACUGGUGGCUUUCUGGGCGAGACGCAGGGCUGGAAGUGGGUGAUUGGCUUCCUGGCGAUUUUCUCGGGCGUCAUGACCCUGCUUGGCUUGCUGACCAUGCCAGAGACGUACGCGCCCGUGCUGCUCCGAUGGCGUGCCGAGAAGCUUGCCAAGGUGACGGGCGAGUCGUACAUCUGCAAGCUCGACAAGGGUCGCGAUCUUCGGCUCAAGACGCAGUUCAAGGUGGCGCUGCUGCGUCCCUGGUUGCUUCUCAUCUACGAGCCCAUUGUGCUAUUGCUCUCGAUCUACAUCGCCAUCAUCUAUGGAAUCCUCUACUCGCUGUUCGGCGCCUUCCCCAUCGUCUUCCAGAAGCUGCGAGGAUGGAGCCCUGGCAUUGGCGGUCUGGCUUUCCUCGGCGUGUUGGUCGGCAUGCUCGGCGCUCUUGCUUGGAUCAUCUUCUACGAGAACCCGAGAUACGGACGCGCCCACGAAAAGCACGGUGGCUUUGCCCCGCCCGAGGAACGUCUCAUGCCUGCUAUGAUUGGAUCCGUCGCAAUCGUCAUCGGCCUCGCCAUGUUUGCUGCCACUGACGGUCGCGGCGUUCACUGGGUCGUCCCCAUCAUCGCCGGUGCGCCCUUCGGUCUCGGCAUGGUCUUGAUCUUCCUUUCGAUCUUGGGCUACCUCACCGACUCGUACCUGCUCUACGCAGCUUCCGUCCUGGCGUCCAACAGCGUCAUCCGUUCCCUGUUUGGAUUCGCCUUCCCGCUCUUCACGCCAAAUAUGUACCAAAUCGGAGGCAAGAACGGCAUCCACUGGGGUCCGGCAAUCGGAGGCCUGUUGGGGUUGAUUUGCUUGCCGUUCCCGUUCAUCUUCUACAAGUACGGCGCGUCGAUUCGCGCUAAAUGCAAGUACGCAUCCGAAGCAACACGACUGAUGCAACAGAUGAUGGCGUCUACCCAGAAGCAAGCCCCGGAGCCUGCGAGCGUCGACGACGACCUCGAAAAGGGACACGCUCAAGCCGAAGCGAAGCGCAUCGACGGUCACGGGGGCGAGCACAAGCCAGCCGAGAUGGCAAGGACCAGCAUCGACCUCGCUGCUUCUACGCAGGCGCACACGCCUCACCACGGUUCGUUCUCGGCAUCUUCUGACUCGUCUAAUGCCGCUGGCCGUUAG
Molecule: messenger RNA, 1812 nt
Organism: Sporisorium graminicola
Lineage: Eukaryota; Fungi; Basidiomycota; Ustilaginomycetes; Ustilaginales; Ustilaginaceae
Exons: 1
Coding region: 1-1812 (603 amino acids)
Biological process (GO): transmembrane transport
Molecular function (GO): transmembrane transporter activity
Source: RefSeq, a predicted model, not a curated record